Salvia miltiorrhiza (redroot sage) is the source of this 1316-nucleotide messenger RNA. RefSeq lists its product as uncharacterized. Gene Ontology annotation, molecular function: 3'-5' exonuclease activity; nucleic acid binding. Gene Ontology annotation, biological process: nucleobase-containing compound metabolic process. Lineage: Eukaryota; Viridiplantae; Streptophyta; Magnoliopsida; Lamiales; Lamiaceae. The coding region runs from base 502 to 1104 and encodes 200 amino acids. The transcript has a single exon. Gene Ontology annotation, cellular component: nucleus; cytoplasm. The record is from RefSeq and is a predicted model, not a curated record.
AUAAAGUACAUAUCAGCUUUUGAAAAACGAACCAAUAAAACGUUAAAAUUGUAAAAUUGCACCGAUUUCAAUAGGUGUAAGAGUAAGUCCAAAAUACAGUUUCCUAAUAAUGAUCACUUAAUAAACGGAAAUUAGAUAUUGCAUGGGUUUGCAAGUAUGAUUCAGAUAAUAAUCAUAUAUGCAGAUAAAACUAUAUGAACGAGUAGUGAAUGCAUAAGAAAUUCAAUGUUAAAUUAUAAUUUGGAAAUUAUAGUUUAUUGAUAGGUAGCACAUUGACGUUAGGUUUGGAUUUACAAAAACAUGCGUACGGAAUAGGGAGUGCCUGAUAUAAUCCAAUGAAACAGGGAUCAAAGCCAUUCAGAUGGUGUCACGUGUAAAGGCAAAAAGCGAGGCCAACGGCUGAGAUGAGCUCUUCUUCUGCUGCAGCAGCACGCAAAAGAGUUGGCGGUUACCACUGUCAAAAUAAAAAGGCCCAAAACGCACACACCAAUCCCACUUGAAAUGGAGGCCAACUACUCCGUCCUCUGCGGCUCCUACGGCGUCCGCACCACCGUCACCGCCAAGGCGUCCGUCGUGCGCAGAUGGGUCUACAACAUCCGCUACCGCCACCGCUUCCGCCUCCGCCUCCGCCGUCUCGUGGUGGGACUGGGAGUCCAGUGGGUCCCCGGCCACGACUUCUCCGCCACCCUCCAGCUCUGCGUGGGGACGAACUGCCUCAUCUUCCAGAUCGACCGCGCCCGCCACUGCCCCGCCAUUCUCCGCCGCUUCCUCGUACACCCUGACGUCAUCUUGGUCGGCCUGUGGAACCGCAUGGACGCGGGCAUGCUGAUACGGUCGCGGCACGCCGUGAAAGUGGGGCGGCUGGUGGAUGUGCGGAAUGUGGCGAACGAUUUCAUGGGUUGCCACCUGGGGGCGUCGACGGGGCAGCUGGCCGAGGAUAUUUUGGGGAUGCAUGGGAUGUACAAGGAUGAGCUGGUGGGGCGGAGCGACUGGAAUGCUGAGACACUCAACGGGGAGCAGGUAAAGUAUGCAUGCCAUGAUGUUUUUCUUGCUUUCUUGAUGGCCAAGAAACUUAGGGUUUGGAAUUGGGAAGACUAUGAUUGAUCUCGUCUGUUUCUUUUUUUUUUUUUUUUUUUGAGACCUCGUCUGUUUCUUUUCAUAUCUUCAUUUUGUGGGUAAUGGGAUUUCCACAUUUUGGUGAAAUUCUUCCAACCAGAAAUAUUGAAGAAAUUUUAAAUGUGGAGGAGUGAAAUAUUUUUCAAUUUGCAGUGUUUUAACGGAUUUGAUUUGAUGAAAUGGAUGAUAUUAUGUUGAAA